This is a messenger RNA of Sinocyclocheilus rhinocerous, 5875 nucleotides long. RefSeq names its product apoptotic chromatin condensation inducer 1a (gene acin1a). Gene Ontology annotation, cellular component: precatalytic spliceosome; ASAP complex. The transcript has 18 exons. NCBI's taxonomy places the organism in Eukaryota, Metazoa, Chordata, Actinopteri, Cypriniformes, Cyprinidae. Bases 89 to 5440 code for a protein of 1783 amino acids. The record is from RefSeq and is a predicted model, not a curated record. Gene Ontology annotation, biological process: RNA splicing. Gene Ontology annotation, molecular function: RNA binding.
CUUUUCCGGAAGCGCUCGUGGCGCGCUGACGUCGGUGAGGAAGGCGUUGCGGUCCUCGCGAGCUACAGAACGAGCGAAGGGAAUCAAGAUGGCGGACCUCGAAGACGUUACGCUGGACGGGAGGCCGCUCCAUUCGCUCCGGGUGGCGGAUUUGAAAGCGGCAUUGGAAGAGAGAGGGCUUCCGAAAAGCGGACAGAAGAAUGCACUCAUCAAGAGGCUCAAAGGGGCUCUCAUGUUGGAGAACCUUCAGAAAACCUCCACUCAUCACAUUGGCCUGCAGCCUAACUCCCGGAUUGGCGAGGAAAUGAGUCAGAACAGCUUCAUUAAACAGUACCUGGCCAAACAGCAAGAGCUUCUCAGGCAGCGCUUGGAGAGAGAAGCACGAGAGGCAGCUGAAACUGAUGGAACAGACCAUGAAGACCACACAGAGGCCAAUGACAGUAUUUGUGCUGCCCCUAACCAGGAUGUUGCUCCCUCCUUAGUUGACCAACACAAAGGAGGUACAGUAGUGGCUGGGGGAUUUGGGGUGACUGGGAGUGAGAGUGAUGAGCUCGCAGAAAAAGAAACCCCUGGGCAGCCGUCCCCCCUCGCACCUGCCCAGCCUGGCGCAAUAGCCUCUUUAUCUGUGCGGGUUGUUGGUGAAAGAGGACCAACUUCAAGCCAUGAACCGGCUGAGAGUGAUGAUGACAGUGAAGGCGGGGAUGACAAUGAUGACGAUGAGGAGGAGUGGAACGCCAAUGCUCAACGGAGUCGUCGAGCACAGCCUCCAAAAAGCCAACCGGUGAGGGAAAGAUCUGGUAGCUCGCAGCAACAGCAGCAGCCGCCCCCCCAACACAUACCUUUACUUUCACAGCAGCUCAGACAGCCCACUCCUCCUCCAUCCCCUCCUCCUGAACUCUCUUUUCCACUCCCAGACACACCUAAACAGAGCCCACCUAGUCCUGGAGAGCCCCCGUCUAGGCAGCGCAUAUCUAGUUCUUCGAGCUCUGGUAGUUCAAGUAGUGACAGUCGUAGCAGUAGCCCUGAACCAGCAGGCGACUCCACAGAACGCAGACCAGGCCCACUGACCUUACUGGCACGCAAGAUGGCGUCUGAGGGAGCUUUCUCUGGUGCAGGAAAGCGUGAUAGGGAGGUAAUGGACGGACAGAGAAGCCACCAUGAGGGGGUUGUGUCUGCAAUUACGCACACAGCUAAUGCAGCUUCAGUUUUGUCAUACCCUAGUUCAGUGAUCUCAAACCAAGGUGUUGGUGUCGUUAGGACAGCGAUGGUGGAAGAGAGUGAUGGCAUGAAGCAGGAUGAUCUUUUAUGGGAGCAAGAAAACAAAAAGAGGGAAAGACAACGAGAACAAGGGAGGCUGAAAGCCCUAGAAAAGGAGAAGGCAUUGGAAAAAGAGCGAGCACGAGUUUUGGAGCGGGAAAGACAGGAGCGAGAAGAAGCUCUGAAACGGGAGAGGGCUUUACAGCGAGAAAGGGAAGAGAAAGAAAAGGCCUUACAGCAGGAGAGGGAAGAGAAAGAGAAGCUUGAAAGAGAACAAGCGUUGGAAAGAGAGCGAGUACGAUUCGAGAGAGAACAAGCUCUGGAACGAGAGAGGCAAGAUAAGGAGAGACUGGAGAGAGAGAGGCAGGAAGCUUUAGAGCGGGAGAGAUUGGAGCGAGAGAGGCUGGAGAAAGAAAGACAAGAACGAGAACAAGCCUUAGAGAGAGAGAGACUCGAGAAAGAAAGACAAGAACGAGAACAAGCUCUAGAGAGGGAGAGACUCGAGAAAGAAAGACUUGAGAAAGAAAGACAAGAACGAGAACAAGCUCUAGAGAGGGAGCGAUUGGAGAGAGAGCGACUUGAGAAGGAAAGACUAGAAAGAGAACAAGCUCUAGAGAGGGAGAGAUUGGAAAGAGAGCGGCUUGAAAAGGAAAGACAAGAACGACAACAAGCUUUAGAGAGGGAGCGAUUGGAAAGAGAGCGGCUUGAGAAGGAAAGACAAGAACGAGAACAAGCUUUAGAGAGGGAGAGAUUGGAAAGAGAGCAGCUUGAGAAGGAAAGGCAGGAACAAGAGAGGCAGAAAAAAGAACAAGCUCUAGAGAGGGAGAGACUGGAAAGAGAAGCUGCUUUGGAGAAAGAGAGACAAGAAAUGGAGAGGGCCAAAGAACAGGAAAGGCUGGAGAAAGAGAGGGCUUUGGAAAGAGAAAGACAUGAAAGAGAAGCUGCUUUGGAGAAAGAGAGACAAGAAAUGGAGAGGGCCAAAGAACAGGAAAGGCUGGAGAAAGAGAGGGCUUUGGAAAGAGAAAGACAUGAAAGAGAAGCUGCUUUGGAGAAAGAGAGACAAGAAAUGGAGAGGGCCAAAGAACAGGAAAGGCUGGAGAAAGAGAGGGCUUUGGAAAGAGAAAGACAUGAAAGAGAAGCUGCUUUGGAGAAAGAGAGACAAGAAAUGGAGAGGGCCAAAGAACAGGAAAGGCUGGAGAAAGAGAGGGCUUUGGAAAGAGAAAGACAUGAAAGAGAAGCUGCUCUGGAACGCAAGAGGCAAGAGCGAGAAAGAAUUGAGAAAAAGAAAGCUUUGGAAGAAGAACAGUUGCAGAAAGAACAAGCUCUUGAGCUUGAGAGAGAAGCACAUAGGAAAGCAGAGGAGGAGCGGGAGCGAGAGCGAGCUUUAGAAAGAGAGAGAGAGGAGCAGGAGAGGGCUUUAAAAGAAGAGCAGCAGAGAGCUUUGGAGGAAAGGGAAAGACUUUUGGAGCAAAAAAGAGUCCAGGAGGAAAAAGAAAAGGCUUCGAAACCUGAAAAAGAGGAGGAACGUGAGAAAGAAAGAGAAAGUCGUCUUCCUCUGUGGAAGCGUGGUCGUGAUAUCGGUGGUCUCUCCUAUCCAACGCCUCAUGCUGCUUCUCUGGAAAGUCCAACGGAGAAGCCCGACGAGAGUGAGACUGGUGAACCUCAGAGCACUGGCAAAGAUGCUCGAUCUACAGAGCCUGUCCUACAGCAGUCACCCAUAGCUGCAACAAAACUGUCUCCUCAAUCUUCUUCUAAGAAGUCCCGCUUCCUUAGAGAUGCCCCUCUGACAACCGCUCUCCCAUCCUCUCCGACUUCUGUGCUGAAGAGACCUCGUAGUUUCUCAGAUAGCCCGAUGCCACAAGCCCCGUCAAUUCCAUUAACAUCUAAGCCUGAGGAAAAAGAUGCCGCUCAGGUCCAUCAAACAUCAGUCUUUGUUUCAGCACCUCAUGAGCUUGAGAGCAAAACCCCCAAGGUGUCUGCCCAACAACAUGCACAACAAGUGGAAGCGAAGAUGGAGACGUCAGAGGAUAGUGAGGCAAGCAAAGACACUAAACAUAAGACUCUCAGAAGAGUUGAGGAUGAGGAGAAAUCUCCUUUACCUCCUCCAGAGGAGAAGAAAAGAGGAAGGGAAAGGGAAAAGAAAGAGGUGGAGAAGAAAAAAAGAAAGUCAUCAUCCUCCAGCGAUUCCUCUUCAUCCAACUCAGAUUCUGGGUCUUCAUCCUCCUCACGCUCCUCCAGUUCAUCAUCAUCAUCAGAGGAGGAGAAAAGUCAUUCCACUUCAGAUGGUAGGAAGUCUAAAGAGGUCCAGAAAGAUUCUUCAUCUCAGCCCACGGAAAAAGUUGGUCAAACUGUGGCUGAAAAGCCUCCAACCGCCCAACGCAAAAAACGAGUCUUCACAGAGCAGGAAGAAAAAGACCUGGGCAAUGAGGAUGUCAUCCAAACCAAGAAACCCUGCCUUGAACUACAAGAUGAGAAGGAAACGAGGGGAAGAAAGGACGAUAUUGACGAAGAUGACACUAACAAAGACACUACCAGUAGUGAGGUGAAGGAGGCUGUCAUGGCGGAGCCUGAGAAGGUUCCAGAGAGCAGUGAGGAGAGCACCACGCCAAAGACCUUCUCGGCCCGAAGGAUUUCUCUCGGCAGCAGCAAACAGUCUCCUGGGGUGGUGAGUUCUGAGGGAGAAGCGGAGGCCGCAAGCAGUGCUGGCGCUGGCAGGAAAAGAAGAUGGGGCUCCAGUACAGCUGUCACUGCCAAGAAACCCUCCAUCAGUAUCACCACAGACUCUUUGAAGUCUUUAAUACCAGACAUCAAGCCUGCUUUGGGUCAGGAGGCUGUGUUAGACCUGCAUCCGGAGGAGAUGCAUCUCUCUGGGGAGGAGGAAGGAGGAGAGAGGGGCGACCAAGACCUGAAAAUUAGGCGAACUGUAACACAGGUUGUGCCCUCUGACACACAAGAGAAUGGACAGAAAGAAUCUAAAAGAAGUGAACAUGAGGAUGAGGAAGAAAGAAGUGAAGGGCAGGAUAGGCUUAGCCAGGAGGAAAAGAUGGAAAGCUCCAUUCAGGUUUCCAUGGAGACGGAGCCGUCAUCCCCUGGGCGAGACGUUGAAAUGAAGACAGUCACUCCCAGUGACACACUGAUUCGGCGUUCCAUUAGCCAGCAGAAGUCGGGUGUGAGUAUCACCAUCGAUGACCCAGUCCGCACAGCCAAACAACCCUCUCCUCCUCGUGGAAAGCUGUCUAACAUUGUCCAUGUCUGCAACCUGGUGAGGCCGUUUACGCUGGGGCAGUUGAAGGAGCUGUUGAAUCGCACAGGGACUGUAGUGGAGGAAGGUUUCUGGAUUGACAAGAUUAAAUCUCACUGUUACGUCACAUACUCUAGUGCAGAAGAGGCAAUGGCCACUCGUACAGCGCUACAUGGGGUUAAGUGGCCCCAGAGUAACCCUAAGUUCCUCAGUGUUGAUUUCUGCACGCAAGAGGAGUUGGACUUCCACAGGGGUUUGGGUCCAGCAGGCGAAAAACCAACAGAGGAGCCUCGUGGGGCGGUAGCUGCUGGGCCUGGCCGUCCCGUACCCACUCCUCUCCUACCAGAGCGUGAUCAGUGGGCAGAACGAGAAAGGGAAAUGGAAAGGAGGGAGAGAACACGUGCAGAAAGGGAAUGGGACAGAGAUAAAGUCAGAGACUUCAGCAAACCUGGAGAGGAGCGGGAAGCUGGGGCCAGAAGAUCGCGAUCACGAGAUCGUGAAAGGCGACGCAAGGAAAGAGGGAAGAGCAAAGAGAGGAAAACCGAUAAGAAGGAAAAAGGACCAGAGGAUCCACCUGCUAAACUGCUGGAUGACCUCUUCCGCAAAACCAAAGCGGCUCCGUGCAUUUACUGGCUCCCCCUCACUGAGGAGCAGGCAGCACAGAGGGCAGCAGCUCGUGCUGAGCGCAUGAGGGAAAGAGAGAAGAGGAGGAAAGAGAUGGAAGAAGAGGAUAAGAAACGUGAGGAGGAGCGGCGAGAGAGGAUGAAGACUAGCGGGCCCACCGGAGGGGAAGGUGAGAGAGACCGAGACAGAGGUCGAGAAAGGGAGCGAGAGGGGGAUAAACGGAAGGAGGGCUACCGUAGGCCUGGUGUAAACAGUGCAAGCGGGAGCAGGAGGUCACGAAGCCACAGCGACCCUCCACCCAGAGAACGACGACGCUAAGGGAAGUCUGGAACUGUCCACUUUGUGACCCCUGUUCCUGUAUGUCCUGUAACAGCUCUAUGCCUACCUUCCUGAGGACCAACUCAGACUUUAUAAAAACACACACAUUCACACACUCUCUGCGUAAAGACACAUGGGUGCAAUCACACACACUGGGACCACAGUAGUGCUGUGUCUCCAUGUAGACUCAUCUCGUUGUCUCUUGAUUGGACUUUUAAGACCCCUGGUGUUCAUUUCUCUGCCACAGUGUUAAUGGACUUCCGGUAUAAGUGGGUUGGACUGCAAGACACCCUCCAGGUUUGGUGACCUCCUCUUUCUCCUUCAGUGUAGUCAACACAGAACUGAAAGAGUGAUGCUCUAAAAGGCUUUGGUGUGAUUUAAGUCCUGAUCACUACUUUGCAUUUUCCUCUUGUUUUCCUCACAUUCCUUGUAAGG